Capra hircus (goat) is the source of this 808-nucleotide messenger RNA. Its product is annotated as translation initiation factor IF-2-like. Bases 1 to 711 code for a protein of 236 amino acids. Lineage: Eukaryota; Metazoa; Chordata; Mammalia; Artiodactyla; Bovidae. The record is from RefSeq and is a predicted model, not a curated record. The transcript has 3 exons.
AUGGCCAAGAAGCAAAGGCUAAGCAAGCAGCAUGCGAGGCGGAGAGACCCGUGUGCCCUGCAGCAGCCUCCAGCCCAGAGCAGGGCUCUCGGCAGGACUUCUGGAAAGGAAACCUGGGCCAGGGCCACCCGGGGCAAAGCCAAAGCUGAUGGAGAGGCGCAUCCUCACCGUUCAGCCUCCAUCUCCCCGCAUCGCUCAGAUGUCAACAAACCCGGACCACAAAGUGAAACUUUCCGGGUCCCCACUGUCUUGCUGGGUGUCUGCCCUCUGCCUGCGAGAGCGGCGCGGGGACAGGUGUGGGGCCGAGGCUCAGGAAGGGACCCCCGCUCCCAGCCCCAGCGAUUGUGUAAUCGACCUGAGAAGGGGGUUCUCGGGACCAGCCCCACGCCGGGAUGCGGAGGCGCGGCCCGGGGACCCGUCUGCUGGCGCGGCGCCGGGAGGUGUGAGGGGGAUGGGGAGAACGGUCGUCCCGCCCCCCGGGACCGCCCCCGGGAGGCAAAGGGAGCCGCGGAGCUGACACAGCCCGGAGGGGGCGCCCGCGCUGCGGACCGCUGCCGAGCUUGGGGACGCGAUGGCUCGGCAGUACGGCCGGCCUUACCUGCGCGCCGGCCCGGCACGGCGGAAGGUGGUUCGGGAUGCCGAGGCGGCGGACGGCGGUCGGCAGCGCCGGCAGCCACCGGGCCACGGCAUUUUUACAGACGGAGAGACUAGGAGAUGCCGCACUCAGUUCUUUGACCCACUCCCCGAAGUUGGAUGGCAGCAGUGUGAUUUCCCAGUGACAGUUACAGAGCUGUGGUGUGGUUCGUGG